AUGUUGGCUAUAUGCAUUCUCAUGCUGAGACCGCAACUCGCACCUCGAAAGUCGGGCCCUGUGAUAGAAUGGCCUGCCUUUAAGGAGCCUGUCUAUGUGCUCUAUGCGAGUGGCAGUUUCUUCGUUUUCUGGGCGUUGUAUUUCGGUUAUUUCUACAUGAACGUCUUUGCCACCGACCGCGUCGGCUUCGACUCCAUCAGCUCCGCGCAGCUUCUCAUCAUCUCCGCCAUCGCCGGUAUCCCUACUCGCCCGCUCUCCGGCAUCAUCGCGGAUCGCUGGCUCGGGCCUCUGAACACGUACAUCCUCUCCGGCAUCGUGCUGGGCGCGGUGGGCAUCUCGUGGGUGGGUGUUACCACCAAGGCUGGCAUGUAUGUCUUUGUGGUCAUGUAUGGCCUCGCCAAUGGCGCCACCCAAGGCAUCUUUGGCGGCGCGCUGGCGAGCCUGACGAGAGAUCCGCAGAAGAUGGGAACACGCUAUGGCAUGGUGUGUACGAUGCUGGGCUUUGCAACGCUGGCUGGACCGCCGACUGCGGGUGCUAUCAUCGAUAAGUGCGAUGGGCAGUAUACAUGGGCGCAGAUCUGGGCCGGUGCGGUGACUGUGCUGGGGUCAUUGACGGUCGCUGCUGCGAGGUGGUGGUUGACGGGCAAGAAGGUCUGGACUAAGAUCUAG
This is a messenger RNA of Phaeoacremonium minimum UCRPA7, 669 nucleotides long. RefSeq names its product putative mfs monocarboxylate transporter protein. Gene Ontology annotation, molecular function: transmembrane transporter activity. Gene Ontology annotation, biological process: transmembrane transport. The record is from RefSeq and is a predicted model, not a curated record. Gene Ontology annotation, cellular component: fungal-type vacuole membrane. The transcript has 2 exons. The coding region runs from base 1 to 669 and encodes 222 amino acids. Lineage: Eukaryota; Fungi; Ascomycota; Sordariomycetes; Togniniales; Togniniaceae.